Prorocentrum cordatum is the source of this 206-nucleotide messenger RNA. Lineage: Eukaryota; Dinophyceae; Prorocentrales; Prorocentraceae. The record is from the annotation of a GenBank genome assembly.
GCGUCGGCCCCAACGCGGAGUCGGGGGAGGCGAGGCUUUACCGGGGGGCGAUGCACCACCCCGACUGCGGCCGCGCCGACGGGGAGAAGCACGAGUGCGACGACAGCGCCAUCUUGCAGGAGGUUAUCCUGAGGCUCGCCGCCAGCUGGGCCCCGCACAUCCUCCGCGACGACGUGUGCGCGGGCGCGCAGCGGCGCAUCUCCCAU